UCAAGUCUAUACGUUUAGUCGGUUUUUAACGGAUUUUGAAGGCUUCUUUCUUUCCCCCACAAAACUGACUAACGUCUGCAGAAUAAAGGGGGUCUGAUGUGUAGCAGACACCAUGCACCAACUGUUUGGCCUGGUGCUGGGCAAGAGGGACCUGUCCCGGGCUGGAGACCUCUUCUCCCUGGAGGACUCUGAGAUAGAGGACUGUCUCUCACAGGCCCUGGAGGAAAUCAAGGCUAUCUCCUGCUCUCCUGACUACCUGACCAAUGACAAUGACCAGGCUGUGGUGGAGAUCUGCAUCACGCGUAUCACCACGGCGAUCAGGGAGACACGGUCCAUCGAGCGCCAUGGUGGGGCACUAGUGGGUCUGUGGGAGUCCUGUCUGGAACACAACCUCACCCCCCAGGGUAAAGACGAAGACACACCCCAUGCCAAGAUAGCCUCCGACAUCACCAGCUGUAUUCUGCAGAACUACAGUCGUCCCCCAGUGAUGGCUCUAGCAGUGCCGGUGGCAGUGAGGUUUCUACAGAGAGGCAACAGAGAGCUCAGUAGAAACAUGUCCAGUUAUCUCUCUCUGGCUGCCAUGGCUAAGGCUGAACUACUGGCAGAACACACAGAGGCUAUCACCUGCAGCGUGCUGGGAGUGGCAGUGAUUCUGAUGGUGAUCCGCCAAUGUCUAGGUGUCCAUCUCCCUCUGAAGCUGAUUCAUCCAGCCGGACCCCUGCUGUCUACGGCUCCACACCUACCCGGCCAUCUAGAGGUGUGA
This is a messenger RNA of Salvelinus namaycush (lake trout), 763 nucleotides long. RefSeq names its product ventricular zone-expressed PH domain-containing protein-like. Bases 113 to 763 code for a protein of 216 amino acids. The record is from RefSeq and is a predicted model, not a curated record. NCBI's taxonomy places the organism in Eukaryota, Metazoa, Chordata, Actinopteri, Salmoniformes, Salmonidae. Gene Ontology annotation, molecular function: phosphatidylinositol-5-phosphate binding. Gene Ontology annotation, cellular component: plasma membrane. The transcript is spliced from 5 exons. Gene Ontology annotation, biological process: regulation of signal transduction.